Molecule: messenger RNA, 3302 nt
Organism: Coregonus clupeaformis (lake whitefish)
Lineage: Eukaryota; Metazoa; Chordata; Actinopteri; Salmoniformes; Salmonidae
Gene: arb2a
Product: family with sequence similarity 172 member A
Exons: 11
Coding region: 156-1433 (425 amino acids)
Biological process (GO): regulatory ncRNA-mediated heterochromatin formation
Cellular component (GO): nucleus
Molecular function (GO): siRNA binding
Source: RefSeq, a predicted model, not a curated record
CCUUCCUGUUUUUGUACGUUUUAAAGAAGCAGGGGAUUCUGGUUUAUUUUUAUUUUGGAUAUUCGCUUGUAGUGGUGAAAGUGGGACCCACAUUUUCUAUUCCCUUCCAUGUAGAGUAACGCUAACCAGCAGUGAUCCACAAGAAAAGAAGAUCCAUGCUUACUGGACCCUGUGUUUUUAUACUGUUCAUUUUGUGGAUAACCAUGGCCCAGAUUCCCGGCCAAGAGGAUAAAGAGAAAACAACUGCACUGAAAGGUGAGCAACUAGACCUGUUGUCCAGGAUAGACCUAGACGAACUCAUGAAGAAAGAUGAACCUCCGCUCACUUUCCCCAAGACACUUGAGGAGUUUGAGUAUGCCUUCAACGAGCAGGGCAGGUUGAGGCACACCAUGACGGGCGAGGCGUUUGUGUUCAACGCCCGGGAGGAUCUCCACAGGUGGAACCAGAAACGCUACGAGGCCCUGGGAGAGAUCAUCACGCAUUAUGUUUACGAACUGCUGGAGACGAAGUGCAACUUGACAAAAGAAAUCGUGCCAGCGGAUGCCACAGAGGAGGAGCCCAGGAGUUUCAUCUACCUGAGUGCUGAUGCCAUGUCCAACCCUGCCAAGCUGCUGGUGCUCAUCCAGGGGGGCGGGGUGGUCCGGGCCGGCCAGUGGGCACGACGCCUCAUCAUCAACGAAGACCUUGACUCAGGAACACAGAUCCCCUUCAUCACCCGCGCCCAGGAGGAAGGCUACAGUGUGAUGGUGCUCAACCCCAAUGAGAACCACCUGGAGGUGGAGAGGCCGGCCAAGCCCGCGCCCCUGCCCUCCCCCGAGGCCUCGGACGAACCCGCCGAGAAGAGAGAGCGCAAGGACGACCGGGAGGGCAAGAAGAAGAGGGACUUCUACGAGAAGUACCGCAACCCGCAGAGGGAGAGCGAGACGGAACAGAUCCCCAUACGGGAAAACGGCUCCCCCGAGGAACACGUGCUCUACGUGUGGGACCACUUUGUGUCCAAAGCCGCCGCCAGGAACGUCUUUGUCGUGGCGCACAGCUACGGAGGCCUGUCGUUGGUGGAGCUGAUGAUUCAGAGAGAGUCACAGGUGAAGAACAGGGUGUGUGCUGUGGCCAUGACCGACUCAAUCCACAACAUCUGGCACCAGGAUGCCAGCAAGAGCAUCCAGGAGUGGCUGCAGCAGCACUGCCGUAACUGGGUGUCAAGCCCCGAGCCCCUGGACACACCGGUGGAGCCCAUGCUAUCAGACUGUCCUCGCGUCUCUGCAGGUACAGAGCGACACGAGCUGACAUCGUGGAGGAGUUUCAACUCCAUUUUCCAGUUCUUCAGUGAGGCUUUACCGACUGGGGAGGAGGAGGAGACCUCCAACACGGUCACUACACGCAGCUCCCACAGAACCAAACACGACCAUGACCACAACCACAACGACUUAUAGAACUACACCAACAGGAGGGAAAACACAGGGGGGGUGGAGGUGCCAAAUCCUCUCCAUUUUCCCUCCCCACUUCCUUCCUUCCUUCCUCAUCUCUGUGUGAUCUCUCUCUUCUGGCUGAACUUAUCUCCUGGCUCGCACAUGCAUUGUUUUACUGGCAUAGUGCAGGGUGGUAGUGUAUACAUCACAAUAGCGUUUUGCGUUAUUUCUAGAUGAGCGCAACUGUCAAAGCAAUAUGGGCUGAGUGUUUGCGUUUCCCGUGGGCUGUGGCUUGGCUGUGGUCUGGGCCACGGAGCAGCGGCAGCAGUAGCUGAGAUUAAGGCUGACAGGCACUGUGCACAGUGCUCCGUGGUAUACCUCUAAUUGUCCUGACAUCGCCCUGAACUGAGCUAAUGCCCCGGCAGCCCUCCCCAACCACUCCCCCAGGUCCUAGAGCUCGCCCUACCGACGCAGUCCUCCUCAACCCACACCACUCGUACACUUGGCAUAUCUCCCUCCCUCAACCCAACCCCCUACCGUCACCCCAAACGAGGGUUUUAAAUAGAGUAAACAUGCUCCAUUAACAUGUGAUCAUUUUAAUGUAAAGUGAGUGUGUUGUUUUUGUGGCUCCCUAGUCCCUUCCCUUCCUUUCCCUUACCAUCUCCAAACAAACAAACACACACACUUUUUAAAACGAUAAUGACAUUUUCUGUCAAAUGUGGUCCUAUUUAUAUGGGGGGUUGCACUGCACUGUUUAUGACAGCUGAUAUACUGGUGGUGUUUUUAUUUUAUUUUUAUCUUACUUUCACUCAAUGUUUAGUUGGAUUUUUAUGCACUCUAAUAACUUGGAUUUGAUUUUGUAUCAGACCAAAUGAAGUCCCAAGUCAUAAAUGUUGACUUGAGGUUGUCUAUGAUUUUUAAUUUGUAAAAAUGUGUCUUUUUUGACUCUACCCUUUUUUCUGUUUGAGAUCCAUGAAAUUGAUGUCCCCAGAUGAUUGAAUUUGAGGAAACAAAUGAAACAACCAUAACCUGUGCUAGAUAUGAGAAUUCAAGACACUGAGCAGAUUUUAAAUCACUUAAAGCCCAGCAUCAAAAUGAGUUUUAGGGAUAUCUCAUUUGAACAGAAACAAGUCAGUCAGUUCCACAGUAAUAAACUUCAAUAUAUCCCCAUGCACGUGUUGGGAAAUCCAAUAUUUCAAUAUUAUCCUAAGCCUAGAUGAUGUGUCUUCAGAUGUUGGGAGAAAUGUAUUUAACAAACACUUGCCUCAAGUGCAAAUGUAAACGUGACAAAGAAGAGGGCCCUGCAUGGCUCAGCUUCGCAUACUCUCAAUCUGGGACAUAAACGAGAAAAAAUAUAUUUCCACGAUGUUCUAGUAAAUUAUAAAUCACUCAAAGAUUAAUGGAAUAUCCUUCUAAUAUGCCCAGAUAUUAGUAUCAUCAAAAGGAGACAGCCCAUAUAUACACCUCCCAGACAUGUUUACCUUUCCACGGCUUCAGUCGACGUAUUUAUAAGGAGUGACACGAAAUGUAUUGGUAUACAUUAUACUUUUUUAAUUCUGUGUAAAUAACAGCCACUGGGUGAUAUUUUGAGGCUUUUGUAGGUUAUUAAACACUUCAUUGUUUUUGUCAGUAAUGAGGGAAGCAGUGUGUGAGCUGUUGUAAUUUUCAUAUAAUUUUAUUAAUGUCUCUUUGGAUAUCACUCAUGAAGUUAACUUGUUUGAUUUGGGAAUAUACGGACUGGCGGAGAAGUUUAAUUUCAGGAUGCUGUGUGCUCCCUUUGCGUGUAGGAAUUAACAGUUGCUAUUUUACUUCAUUAUGUGUUUACUGUUGCCUUAGGAAUAAACAACACACUAUGUUCACUGGUAUUUUUAAUAAAGGGGUCGUUCCACGAAA